CAAACUUUAGACCAUACAAAAACGAAUAAUGUACCGCUAGUACGAUGGUUAGGUUAUGUUAGGGUUGUUUGUAAUAUAAAAUCAACAUUUACAUUACAUUCAGAAAAUUAACAUAUUAAAAUAAUUUCAAUGGAGGAACAAGCAAAUGCAGGAGCACCACCAGGUAUGGGUCCUCCACCCAGUUUUGGACCUCCAGGCACUCAGGGAUGGCCUAAUGAUGAGUUUUCUCCACUAGGACCGCCUCCAACUAUGGAACAAUCUUCACCAGUAAAUGAGAAACAACUACCUUCCUUAUUAACUUUAAAGGUGGAUCCCCCUGAACAGUUAACAGAAAAUGCAUCUGAAGUGGUUUUACCACAAGCUUUAGAAGAUGUAUUGGCUUUAAAAAAUCAAAGACAACUGGAGCUUGGAACUGAAAUUGAUGUAAAUAAUGAAAAUCAACAGCAUCAAAAUAAGGAAUCUGAACGAGAACCUUUGUGGGAAAAAGAUGAUAAUGUGGAUACAGUAAUAGAUACUGAAGUAGAACCACUGAAACAACAAAAGGAAAAAGAAAUCAAAGAUAAAGUUAGUAAAAAUAAGAAGAAAAAAAGAAGAAAAAAGAACAGGAAAAACAGAGAAAAUGAGGAAAAGAAGGAAAGGGAAAAGAGUAACGAAGAUAAAGAUAAAGAAGCUGGUACGGAAAAUGACCUACAAGAUGUUGAAAUAGAAUAUGUACAAGAAACGAUUGGGUUACACGAACUGGCUCCUCAGUAUAGGCAAUUUUAUAGUAUUUUUGAAUCAUUCAAAAUAUCUGAACAAAAAGCUGACAUUGCUCCCCCGACACUUGCAAUGCCCACAUCAUUGUCCAGUAAAACAGCUCUAGCAAAUGAUGAUUUUGAAGAUGCUGAUGAAUCAGAAGAUAAAAAAUAUGAGGAUAAAACAAAAUUAUCUAAAAGGAAGUUGAAGAAAUUAACUAGGUUAAGUGUAGCAGAAUUAAAACAACUAGUACAAAGACCGGAUGUUGUAGAGAUGCACGAUGUCACCGCUAGAGAUCCUAAAUUGUUAGUUCAGUUGAAAGCACAUAGGAAUACCGUCCAGGUUCCAAGGCAUUGGUGUUUUAAACGUAAAUACUUGCAAGGAAAAAGAGGAAUAGAAAAGCCGCCCUUUAAUCUUCCAGAUUUUAUUAAGAAAACCGGUAUUAUGGAAAUGAGAGCAUCAUUACAAGAUAAGGAUGAAUCCAAAACGUUGAAAGCUAAAAUGCGCGAAAGAACCAGACCUAAACUCGGAAAAAUUGAUAUCGAUUACCAAAAACUCCAUGAUGCUUUUUUCAAGUGGCAAACAAAACCAAAGAUGACAAUCCAUGGUGACCUAUAUUAUGAAGGAAAAGAAUUUGAAACUAGACUAAAAGAAAAGAAACCUGGUGAUCUCAGUGAAGAACUAAGGACUGCUCUUGGUAUGCCCGUUGGUCCAAAUGCUCACAAGGUACCUCCGCCAUGGUUGAUUGCUAUGCAACGUUAUGGGCCUCCACCGAGCUAUCCCAAUUUGAAAAUUCCCGGAUUAAAUGCUCCUAUUCCAGAAGGGUGCGCAUUCGGAUAUCAUGCAGGUGGUUGGGGUAAACCUCCCGUUGAUGAAAAUGGUAAACCAUUAUAUGGUGAUGUAUUUGGCACAAACACAAAUAACAUCGAUGAUAUUGGGGAAGAUCCGAAUAUAGAUAGAUCUCUAUGGGGAGCAUUAGAAUCCGAAUCUGAGGAAGAAAGUGAGGAAGAGGAGGAAGAAGAGGAGAAAGAAGCACCAGCUCCUGAUGAGUCUGGUCUUGUAACACCAGCUGAAGGUCUAGUUACACCAAGCGGCAUUUCCAGUAUACCAGCAGGAAUGGAAACACCUGAAACAAUCGAACUAAGAAAGAAAAAGAUUGAAAAUGAAAUGGAAGGCAAUGAAACUCCAGUCUUAUAUCACAUCAUUCCUGAAAAACGUAAUGAGAGAAUUGGAAAUGCCAUGAUGGCGAGUGCUCACACUUACGAUAUGACCAACGUAGGCACUGUAGGAGCUCCAAUAAGCAAAAGAACCACAGAUCGUGAAGGUAUGGUCGAAUUGGCGCUUGAUCCUUCGGAAUUGGAUAUGGAUAGUGAUGCUAUGGCUGUAAGAUAUGAACAGCAGAUGAGGGAAAACCAGAGUCAAUUACAAAAAGAAGAUCUAAGCGAUAUGUUAGCAGAACAUGUUGCGAAACAAAAGAGUAAGAGAAAGCGACAACAGCAAGAUACAAAACAAACGAAGAAAUACAAGGAAUUCAAAUUUUAAGGUUUUGUACAUUUUUUGUGUUGUGGGGCUCUUAACAACAUUAUUUGUAGAUUUUAAUGAUCCAAUAAAUAUAAUGAGUGGUAAAAUUUUAUUUCUAAAUCAA
Diorhabda sublineata is the source of this 2380-nucleotide messenger RNA. It is a transcript of the gene Sf3b2, whose product is annotated as splicing factor 3B subunit 2. NCBI's taxonomy places the organism in Eukaryota, Metazoa, Arthropoda, Insecta, Coleoptera, Chrysomelidae. Gene Ontology annotation, cellular component: nucleus; U2 snRNP; U12-type spliceosomal complex. The transcript is spliced from 11 exons. The record is from RefSeq and is a predicted model, not a curated record. Gene Ontology annotation, biological process: mRNA splicing, via spliceosome. The coding region runs from base 130 to 2277 and encodes 715 amino acids.